Molecule: messenger RNA, 1266 nt
Organism: Adineta steineri
Lineage: Eukaryota; Metazoa; Rotifera; Eurotatoria; Adinetida; Adinetidae
Source: the annotation of a GenBank genome assembly
AUGUAUAAACAACUAGCAUUUUUUCGUAAACAUGAAAUGAAUGAAGUGAAAAGAUUCAUCAAACAACAAAAUAAUGCAUUUGGUUAUGGAUCUAUUACAAAAGUAUCUCAUUCUCAAUCACCUACACCAUGUCGUGGAUGUCAACAAUUAAUUGAUUUAGGUUCGCCAUGUAUAUAUAUAAAACGAUCCGAUGAUUACACUAAUCUUUGGCAUCCACAAUGUUUUAGAUGUACACAAUGUAAACAAUUUCUUGUUGAUUUAAUGUAUUUUUAUAACGAUGAUCAAAUUUAUUGUGAACGACAUCAUGCUGAUUUAUAUAAACCACGAUAUACAAAUUGUGAUCAAAUUAUGUUCCGUUUUCAAUGUAUUAAAAUAGAAGAUCAUGAUUGGAAUAAGUAUAAUUUUUCUUGUGCCAAUUGUAAUGAACGUUUAGACGAUGACCGUUAUAUUACGCGUGAAAGUCAAGCAUUUUGUUCAAAUUGUUUUGAAACAAUGUAUCUAAAUUAUUGCGAUACAUGUUGUGAACAUAUUGAAAUCAAUCAAACUAAAAUAACUCGGCAAUCUCAUCAAUGGCAUGCAACACAAACAUGUUUUUGUUGUUAUACCUGUCUUAUUCCAUUAAAUAAUAACAAUAAUGAUUUUUUACAAGAUGAUGGUGCAUUAUUUUGUUCAAAUGAAUGUGCAUCAAAAAUUAAUAACCAUCCAAUAAAUGCACAAUUAAUUCUACAAAAUAUUAUUCGUCAACAUCCUGAUAUUCCAACAUCAUAUAUACAUAAAAAUAAAUCACCAGCAUUUGUUCAACACCAAACAUUAUUUGGCUUUUCUUGUUCAAAAGAACAAAAACGUAAGAUAAUAAAAAUUCAUUCUCGUAAAUCAAUAAAAUUUGAUAAUGAUUUAAAUUUAGAACAAACUGAUUGUGAUUGUGUAUCAGUUGAAUUACCACGUUGCUCAACAUCUUCAUUUACAUUGUUACCUUAUUUUACAAAUUGUUUAAAAAGUUUUUCUUCAAGUGGAGCAAUGUUUCUAAUAUCGCGUCCAAAAUCAAGAAUAACAUCACAAUUUCCAUGUUCAAGUUCAUUAAAUGGGUUAUCAAGAUUUACAAAAAAACAUUGUACUCAUUUCGUUAAUGAUGAUAAUCAAGAUGUAAAUGAAACAAAUAUACUUAAUCAAAAAACAACAAAACUCAAUAAUAAUAACGAACGUCGAAAAAAACGUGGUAUUUUUGGUUUCUCUUUUUUUUGUAUAUUUUCAAAAUCUGUUCAUUAA